CCGCCCCCUUCCUGGACUAGCGGGGCUGGAAGGCAGAUUCGCGGUAGUGAGGUUUCUCGGAGGAUCAUGCCUCUGUCCAUGCACCCCCAUGUGGUCUUAGACAUAGCCGUAGCCCUGCUGAGUACCUUGUCUUUCCUGUUGGACCUGGUCGCCGACGUGUGGGCCGUCGUCCAGUACAUGCUCGUUGGCCGUUACCUGUGGGCCGCGCUGGUACUGAUCCUGCUAGGCCAAUCCUCGGUGCUGCUGCAGCUCUUCAGCUGGCUCUGGCUGACAGCUGACCCGGCCGAGCUGCACCACUUGCAGCCCUCGCGUCGUUUCCUGGCUCUGCUGCACCUGCUGCAGCUCGGCUACCUGUACAGGUGCCUGCACGGAAUGCAUCAGGGGCUGUCCAUGUGCUACCAGGAGGUGCCUUCGGAGUGUGACCUGGCCUAUGCAGACUUCCUGUCCCUGGACAUCAGCAUGCUACGGCUUUUUGAGAGUUUCCUGGAGGCGACACCGCAGCUCACACUGGUGCUGGCCAUCGUCCUGCAGAGUGGCCAGGCGGAGUACUACCAGUGGUUUGGCAUCAGCUCAUCCUUCCUGGGCAUCUCGUGGGCACUGCUGGACUACCAUCGGUCCUUGCGUACCUGUCUUCCCUCCAAGCCGCGCCUGGGCUGGAGCUCCUCUGCUGUCUAUUUCCUGUGGAACCUGCUGCUGUUGGGACCCCGAAUCUGCGCCAUUGCCUUGUUCUCAGCUGUCUUCCCCUACUAUGUGGCCCUGCACUUCCUCAGCCUGUGGCUGGUACUGUUGUUUUGGGUCUGGCUUCAAGGCACAAAGUUUAUGCCUGACUCCAACGGUGAGUGGCUAUACCGGGUGACAGUGGCGCUCAUCCUUUAUUUCUCCUGGUUCAACGUGUCUGGGGGCCGCACUCGAGGCCGGGCCAUUAUCCACCUGUUCUUCAUCCUCAGUGACAGUGUUCUGCUGGUCACCACCUCCUGGGUGAUACAUGGCACCUGGCUGCCCAGUGGGGACUCAUUGCCGAUGUGGGUGACUAUAGGAGGCGUCUGCUUCUUCCUGGGCCUGGCUUUGCGUAUGAUCUACUACCUCUGGCUGCACCCUAGCUGCAGCUGGGAACCCGACCUCGUGGAUGGGACCCUAAGACUCCUUCCUUCCAAACGUCCUCCUAAGUUGAUUUAUAACAGGCGUGCCACUCUGUUAGCAGAGAACUUCUUUGCCAAGGCCAAAGCUCAGGCAGUCCUGACACAGGAGGUACAGCUGAAUGGAGUCCUCUGACGCAGGUCUGACUCAGCCAGUGAGGAGAGGAGCAGAGCGGGGCCUUGCAAGGGACAAGGGGCCAAUCAUGUGCAAGCCAGUUUCCUUCUCCAUUCCUCAGUUGUUUGCCGUCCUCACCUCUCAGGUGAUUGGUGGUGGGCAUGUUCCUGGUUCCCUAGCCCGCUCUGGGUGACACAGAUUCUGGGAGAUGUUCUCAAGAACUCUUCCCCACCCCAUCCCACCCAUUCACCUCAGCCAACAGAUGCUGAAGGCACUUUAUGUUCUGGGAGCAUCAUACUGACUUCUGAACUGGCUGCCACCCUAGCUUCUUUCCCUGUCCACCUGGACAGAUUCUGGGUAGACUUCUAAACAGCAGAGGCCAGAGCUGCUCCUCCAGUGUCCCAAAGCCCAGGCUCUUAGGUCACCUCUACAGUGCCUUAUGGACCUGUGGUCUAGGCCAGGUGAGGCCCAUUGAGUAUUUUUCAAUCUCCUACCUCAAUCUAUAUGAAAGAAGAACAUGCGUGCAUGUGUUUAACAGUAUUAAAACCUCAUGAGAUUCUCCAAAUCAGUAUGUACCAUUAAGUGCAAUCUAUCACCCUUUACAGACACAUAGCAGGCAGAGGCCUGGAACCCCUUAAAACUGACACAGACCCCUGCUGUACGGAUGUGGGCCAUCUUAGGUUUGACUUAAUUUUGCUUCCCUAGACACAGGAGCUAGUGAGCCAAAGCGGGUUGCUCAUUUGGCUGGCAGAAUUCAUGGGUUGAUGCUAAUGCAUUCUGCAUUCUCUUAGCAGCUCCGUACUGAGCCUAAAGAGGACAUAGCAUCGUUAGGACAGGGAGGCAGGUUUGAGGGGCUGGGUGCCCUUUGUGGGUGAGAGGUGUGGUGGCUUCUGGGAUGUGAUCGAUGGUUCUAUGGAGAUGGGAUGUUCUGCUCUGGGAGGUUUGUGGUCUGGUGGAACAGGAGAAAGGUACCAGGGGCAGAAGAGAAAUGGUCUAGGUCCCAGUGCUGGGAUCCAAGGCGGUUCUACCAGUCAUUCAUUCAUUCAUUCGUGUGGAGCACGACCAAAAAAAGCACCAUCACACCAAGUGCUGAAAGAAGAACAGACGAAGAGGUGAGAGGGAGGAUGUAUGUUGUCGGUGGAAGUUGCAGCUUUAUAAAGAACCACUAGGGAAGACCCCUCUGAGAACCUGAGGCAUUGAUGGUGGGCCACUUGAGCAGUGACUGCAGCCUGGAGUCCCUGAGUGGUAAGCAGAGCCUAGAGUUGUGAGGCAUAUUGGAGAAGGAAUCUGUAAAUGCUGUUCCUUGGGGGGGGGGGUUGGGGUGCUUUUGGCCCACAGCUAAGGAGGCUGCAGAGAUGCAGGUCGGGGCCUGGGUAAGGCUCUGGGAGAAGGUGCUUCUUAUACUAAAAAUGUGUGUAUGGGUUGACUAUUAUGGACAGAAAGGACCUAGUGAUUUCCUUGAAUUUUACAGACCAGUAAAAGGAGCCAAAGUGGUUGUUGAUGUUAAAAGGGUCUGAAAAAUAAUUGCCACCUCUGUCUUCACUAUCUCAUGAAAAAAAAAAAACAAAACAAAACAACCCAGAUGUAAUGAUAUCAGAAGGCUUCAUUCUAUAAACAGAUUCCUCUAGAGGUACACACCUGAAAUCACCAUUAUUCUCAUUUAUGAAAAGGGUCAGAUCUAUAGAGGGCUGGGCCAGUGUGACAUACCUACCAGUCUGGGCAAGGACAUCAGGAGUUCAGACUCCUUAGUGACAACAUCAGAGGCCAGCUUGGACUACAUGAGACCCUGUCUCAAACAAAACAAAAAUUAUAAAAAAACCACAACAUAUGUUUAGAAUUUUAGUUUUGGCUGACCUUUCAUUUGUAGUCCAGAUGAAAUUGUCAAAUGAUAGUAACAUGUAUUUAAUUAAAUCCAAACUCUUAUAUACUACCUAAAACACAUAGCCAUAUACUAACCUAAAAUACACUCACGCAUACUUUGUGUUUAUGAAACGGCUUAGCCCAUGCUAUCUUGGAGCAUUACACAGCUGAGGCUGAACUCCUGAUCCCACGCCUCCAUCAGUCAAGUACUGGGAUUAAACACACAAGUCAGGGCUGGGGCUGCAGCUAUGGCUCAGCAGUUAGGAGCGCUCCCGGCUCCUGUAGGGGACUGAGGUUUGGUCUCCAGUACCCAUUCUGGGUCGCGCACACCUGCCCAGCUCUGGCUCCAAGGGAUCCAGCAUCCUCCUUUGGCUUUUGCGCAUGCAUAUUUAGAUACUAACACAAUUUUUUUUUUUAGUUAAAAACAAACAAACAAACAGGUUACUGCAUUGUUCUUCUUUUGUGACGUACCAUCUGGCCUGUGUGAGACGGCCCUGAGCACAGCCUUCUCUUGUCUCAGCUUCAGGACGACCACGCAAAGCUGUUAAAGUUUACAGAGUUUAAAACCAGCUUAGUGACAUGACCUGUAGUCCUUGAAGAUUCCCAGUAAAACACAUGUAUUUUUGUUUUUGGUGAUUUGAAACAAGGCUCCACACUGUAGUUUAGGCCAGCCCAAUCUCUUGACAAUUCUGCCUCAGCUUCUGAAGAUGAGAAACACCAUAUGUGACCAAGAACUUUGAAAUGUGAAGAAACCGGUUUUGGAAAAAUAAACCUUAAAUUUUACAUACCACUGCAA
This is a messenger RNA of Apodemus sylvaticus (European woodmouse), 3907 nucleotides long. It is a transcript of the gene Xkr8, whose product is annotated as XK related 8. Gene Ontology annotation, cellular component: plasma membrane. The coding region runs from base 67 to 1272 and encodes 401 amino acids. Lineage: Eukaryota; Metazoa; Chordata; Mammalia; Rodentia; Muridae. Gene Ontology annotation, biological process: phosphatidylserine exposure on apoptotic cell surface; apoptotic process involved in development; engulfment of apoptotic cell. The transcript has 3 exons. The record is from RefSeq and is a predicted model, not a curated record.